UUGUCAGUCAAAUUCAGGCGUACAAAAGCCGACGGCGAAAUUUUCCAAAUAAAUCACAGUAACUCUCAUACAUUAUGCAUACUUUUUGAAUAUUAUUGAAAACUGACAAAACUAAGUAAUGCAAUGACUUGAGAAGCGAAGGAUGUUCAAGAUUUUCUGUACUUCUCUUUCUUUUGUGUUUAUCUCACUGGCUUAUUCAUGUCACUGCCGCUUUUAAAAGAGAAAGGCGACACGUGGAUGUACGAAUUACUCAUUAGCAUUUGUAAAAGGAUAACUAAUGGCUUUUUUGCCUUUUGAAAUACUCUACACUUGAACAAAUAUAAUGUGCAGCUAGUAAACGAACUAACCGCGUCAUUCCUAAAUGUUAAAUUUUACGGCUAUACUAAUAACGCGAGGAGCUGGACAAAUUUUCUGAAGAUAUUUUGUAAUAUACAAGAAUUUUAAAUUACAAGCUGUAAUGUACAAUAUAAAUAGAGAUUAGGAAACAGUGCUCACUGGUUUCAAAGUGUAGAAUAUAAGUGAAUUUCAUUCAUUUAUAAAUAUUUAUGAAAAAUAUUUAAUUUUGUCAACAAUGAAUAAAUCAAAAAAUGUUAGCUUACUCAAAUAUUCCAGUUUGGUUAUCCUUACAUUACAAAAUGCUUUGGUAGGACUCAGUAUGCGGUAUGCUCGCACAAGAUCAGGAGAUAUGUUUCUGUCUUCUACAGCGGUCUUGAUGGCAGAAGUUGCUAAGUUAGUAACAUGUUUAGUUUUGGUAUUAUUUGAGGAAGGUAGCUUUAACAAAUUUCUAAAUACUCUUAAUCAAAUAAUUAUUAAGCAACCCAAAGAUACAUUUAAAGUAUGUGUACCAUCUUUAGUAUACAUUAUUCAAAAUAACUUACUAUAUGUAUCUGCUUCUAACUUAGAUGCUGCAACAUAUCAGGUAACAUAUCAAUUGAAAAUAUUAACAACAGCCUUUUUUGCUGUAGUUAUUUUGAAAAAAUCAUUACUUAAAAUACAAUGGGGAGCUUUAGUUAUAUUACUUGCUGGAGUAAUAUUAGUGCAAUUGGCUCAAGGUACUCCAAAAGUAGUACCAUCUGGAGCAGAUCAAAGUCGAAUACUAGGCUUUACGGCUGCUUUGACUGCUUGCUUCCUAUCAGGAUUUGCUGGAAUUUAUUUUGAAAAAAUUCUUAAAGGAUCUGAUAUAUCUAUAUGGAUGCGGAAUGUUCAACUAAGUCUCUUAUCUUUGCCUAUUGGUUAUAUUACUUGUUAUUUGAAUGAUAGUGAAUUUAUAUGGAAUCAUGGAUUUUUCUUUGGAUAUGAUGGAUUUGUCAUCUACCUUGUGUUGCUGCAAGCAUGUGGAGGACUAAUCGUUGCAAUGGUUGUCAAACAUGCAGAUAAUAUUUUGAAAGGCUUUGCAACUUCUCUAGCAAUAGUUAUUUCAUGUGUGGCAUCAAUAUACUUAUUUGAUUUUCAUUUGACAUUUCAAUUCACAAUGGGUGCUGCAUUAGUAAUAUGUUCUAUUUUCAUGUACAGCCAUCAACCUAAAACCCCACCCAAAAGUGAUAAACACUCACGCUCAGAAAUGCUCUAAAUAUAUUGUUAACACAAGAUUAUUUGAGUAUAACUAUACACUGCAUAGUUUGUACAUUCAAUAGUAAAUAGUAUUAUGAAAAAUCGCGGUCAGAAUCAUGAUUUUUAGACUAGGAUUUAUAAAAAAAUGUAUAUUGUACUCAAAGGACUAUAGAUAUUUUUGUAAUACUUAAUCUGAGAUAGAUCUUGUACAUACAAGAAGUUUGUUAUGCAGGUAAAAUUUUACAUGGUAAUUAAAACCUUCCUACUUAUUGAACAAGUAUAAGCAUUUAGAUAGACAUAAUGAAACCAGGGAUUUUUCAGUAUCUUGUAGUAUUUAUGACAUUUACAAGUGAUAAUGGAAAGGCUAAAGACUCAAGAAAUUAAAGAACCAUACUUAAUAGUACGAAUAAAACAAAUAAAAUAACAAACAGAAGAGCUGUAGUCACAAAUGAGUUUUCAAAACUGCAAAUAGAAUAUAUUUUGCUAUUUUUUUAAUUAGAUAAUAAACAACAUUUUACCAAUCAUAAAGUGGAAUAUACAAAAUUGAAUGAUUAAUCAAAAUUUGUAGAGUAAUCUGUUUCCGUUGACAUAAAUGAAUAAUUGGUUUUCAAAUUAUUCAUAAUUAAUAUUUUAUUAAUCAAUUAGCAAUACUAUUAAGGUGAAAAAAUUUGUUAAAAAUUAAUGAGCUAUUGGCUUCCUCCUAUGUCCUGUAUGAAACUGACUACUGAUGU
Molecule: messenger RNA, 2282 nt
Organism: Phymastichus coffea
Lineage: Eukaryota; Metazoa; Arthropoda; Insecta; Hymenoptera; Eulophidae
Gene: Ugalt
Product: UDP-galactose translocator
Exons: 6
Coding region: 572-1570 (332 amino acids)
Biological process (GO): pyrimidine nucleotide-sugar transmembrane transport
Cellular component (GO): Golgi membrane
Molecular function (GO): UDP-galactose transmembrane transporter activity
Source: RefSeq, a predicted model, not a curated record